Molecule: messenger RNA, 1708 nt
Organism: Pomacea canaliculata
Lineage: Eukaryota; Metazoa; Mollusca; Gastropoda; Architaenioglossa; Ampullariidae
Product: centromere protein K-like
Exons: 5
Coding region: 143-1003 (286 amino acids)
Biological process (GO): mitotic sister chromatid segregation; kinetochore assembly
Cellular component (GO): nucleus
Source: RefSeq, a predicted model, not a curated record
CGUCCGGGGGUUACUUUUAACUUCCGGCGGCUCGAUACAACAAUUACAAUUACAACAUACUUUGUUACUAUGUCACAGAAAGGAAUCGAGAAAUAAUGUUCCAUUUAACUACAAAAAUUAACUUUCAAGAGCUGUUUUGACGAUGUCUGCUAUAACGGACACAGGUGAUGCGGGUAAUGAUGCUGCACAGGCGGUUUUUGGCAGAGUUGCUGAUGGCAGUGGCAUCGUAGCUUUAAAGACUGAAUGUGAGACUAUUUGGUCAGAGAUCCAAGAAACGCAACAGCUUCUACAGCAAACCCAACAAGUGUAUUCAGCGACCAGAUCAUUAGAUCAACAACCCCUGGUAGCUAUACUGAAGGAGAAGGAAAAGCGACUUAAGGCUGAAAUCGAGGUGUUAAAAAACAGCACUCCCAGGUCUCUUUCCACAAAUUCCGAGGUCAUAGAAGCAUCUCUCUAUGAGGACUUGAAACAAGAAGUAAUUCAACUGCAGGAGAUUCAGUCUUUGGUUAAUGCACAGUGUCUCGAUCUGAAAGACAGCAUAGAGAAAGAAACACAGUUUCAGCAGCAGCUUUUAGCUAUACAAGAGCGUUUACAGGAAAAAUGUAAUUCUCUUGUGUCAACGGAGCCAGCUGAAGAUGCUGUUGAGGUGGUAGCCCAGGAGCUCACCAGCAAGAUUGAUGCUGCACGGGAGACAGAGAAACUUGUCAUGAAAAGAAUGGCAGCAUUUGUUUCCAAGCAUUUCCCUUUACCUGACCAGUCUCAGGUGGCAUUAACUUCCAAGCAUUUACGAUCACAUCACAAGAAGACAAGUUUGGAGACAUUACCCUUGAAAGACAUUCUGCUUGAACUCAUGACAAAGUGUGUGGAAUCACCAAAUGACCCGUACCUUGUGCUGGAUGACAGAUACUGGCCCGCAUAUGUUGAACUUUUGCUACGAUGUCACAUUAUUUUGCAACAUCCAGAUGAUGAUCACCGGAUCAAACUAGUGCCAUUCCAUCUUUAAACCAGUGUGUUUUGCCAAAGUGAAGAAGAAUGUAACACUUUCCUUGAUAAUGCAUAGGAAACAAUGAACAGUGCCUUCUUGUUCAAAGUGCUAAUGAAAGAGUUAUUAAGCAACUGAAUCAGUAAAACAUUUAUUAUGUAAAACUAAAAAUUCUGUGUAGAUGACUUUUUCCUGUAAUUUGUUUUAAUAAUCAAAAUAAUGACUUUCAUAAGCUUUUUACAUUAGUAGCCUUUCUGGAUUUCCCAAUGUUUGCAGCACUAUUCAUUAGCAACAUUAUACUCCACACUAUAUGGAAUCUGCUUUUUUAAACGAAUUAUUUCUAGUCUCUUUGCUUACACACCUUGUAGCUAUAUUAUUUUUUCUGAACUGUGAUUUCAUUGAUUCAUAGAAAAAUAUGAUGGAUACUUCAGUAAAAUUAUGUCUGUUACCAACAGAAUGAGCUGUCAUCAUGUGGCAUUGAUGAAGACAUUAAUCAAGAGUUCUUGCUAUUGUGGAUUUUUCAUUUUAUAAUUAUGUGCAAAUUUGUGUCUUGUCCAAUACAUUAUGGAAAAAAAUGUCCCAUUUGCUGUAUGCUAGUUAAAUUAUGUUGAUUUUUUCCUUUUGUAGAAUUGCUUUAGAGGUACAAUGUAACAUCAAUGUGAAAUUGCUUUUCUGACAGGCAAACAUAAACCCAUAUAUGGAAAUAAAAUAUUUUGAUGACUUUAA